Messenger RNA from Prorocentrum cordatum, 525 nucleotides. Lineage: Eukaryota; Dinophyceae; Prorocentrales; Prorocentraceae. The record is from the annotation of a GenBank genome assembly.
AUGCCUCUGUAUGCGACGUCCAGGGAUCAGUUUUCACCUCCCGAGUUCAGUGCAGAGACGCUGGCUCUCAUCAAGCAUAAGCAGUACAUCCAGAGGCUGACGGCCAAUGCAGGUUCUGUCACUAGCUUCUUGGCCAAGUCAUUGCAGUCCUCUUUUAACCAGGCCCACCUUGCAGCUAAACGUGCAGUGCGUGCAGAGAAACGACAACGCAUAGCACGCCAGGUUGCAGAAGCGGAGAAUGCCGAGGCUCGUCAAGAUAUUCGUCGGUGUUUCGCAAUUGUGAAGCGCUUGGCGCCGAAGCCCCAGCUUCCAGUCCUUACCGUCCAGAAUCCCCUCACUAAGGAGCUCUGCAUGGAUGAUGCGGAGGAUCUUCAGGUCAGAACUGCCGCUCUGUGUGAUAUUUUCGAAGCAGACGAAAUUCCGAUGGAGAACCCAGGAGGCCCGAGUGACCUGAACACCCCAUCCGACGCGGGUGGGAGCAUACACGGAGGAGGAGGUGAAGGAGAUUAUCUGGAAGUUACCUAA